Microthlaspi erraticum is the source of this 1026-nucleotide messenger RNA. The record is from the annotation of a GenBank genome assembly. Lineage: Eukaryota; Viridiplantae; Streptophyta; Magnoliopsida; Brassicales; Brassicaceae.
AUGGCGUCGUCUUCUCCAACUCAGCGAACUCACGUCCCGAUCCCUCCUGAGCCAGGAGGAAGGUCACUGACACAAGAAGCUAAUGAGCCACCGGUUCCGAUUCACAUAGUGACGGAGCCUUUGCAACUUCCGGCUGACUUCUUAAACCCUUCCCCUGAAAAGAAAUUGGUCAUUGGUUUCGACUGUGAAGGUGUUGACCUCUGUCGACAUGGCAAACUUUGUAUCAUGCAGAUUGCAUUCUCGAAUGCGAUAUACUUGGUUGAUAUCAUCGAAGGUGGAGAGGUGCUUAUGAAAGCUUGUAAGCCUGCGCUCGAGUCUACUUACAUCACAAAAGUCAUUCACGAUUGCAAACGUGACAGUGAGGCGUUAUACUUCCAGUUUGGGAUCAGGUUGCACAAUGUUGUGGACACUCAGAUUGCGUACUCUCUGAUAGAGGAACAAGAAGGCAGGAGAAGACCUCUGGAUGAUUACAUAUCGUUUGUUUCUCUCCUUGCUGAUCCACGUUACUGCGGGAUAUCGUAUGAAGAGAAGGAAGAAGUUCGUGUGAUGAUGCGACAGGACCCAAAGUUUUGGACGUACAGGCCGAUGAGUGAGCUCAUGAUCCGCGCAGCUGCCGAUGAUGUCCGCUUCCUUCUGUAUCUCUACCACAAAAUGAUGGGGAUACUGAAUCAGCGGUCGUUGUGGCAUCUUGCAGUGCGUGGUGCUUUGUACUGUCGGUGUCUCUGCUGCAUGAACGAUGCUGACUUUGCUGAUUGGCCCGCCGUCCCUCAAAUUCCAGAUAACCUGAAGUUAGGAGAUGAAUGUCCUGAAGAAGAGAUCCUGUCAGUGCUUGAUGUUCCACCAGGAAAGAUGGGACGUGUGAUUGGAAGGAAAGGAGCAUCAAUCCUCGCCAUCAAGGAAGCUUGCAACGCGGAAAUUCUAAUUGGAGGGGCAAAAGGUCCACCUGACAAGGUGUUUGUGAUUGGACCGGUGAAGGAAGUGCGCAAAGCGGAGGCUAUACUGAGAGGAAGAAUGAUAGACUAUUGA